AUGAAUAAAUUUGAACAAAAAAUCGUUUUAAAUGAAUUAUUUAAAGAAAAAAAUCAAUCAAUAACUUGUAUUGAAGAUUUUUCAAAUGAAAUUUUUUAUGAAAUUUUUGAUUAUUUCAAUGGUUAUGAAAUAAUUGAAAAAUUUUCCAAUCUUAAUUCUCAAUUUGAUAGACUUCUUUAUUCUUCAUUAUUUUUAAUUAAAACUCAUUUUUUUUUAUUUCAUUAUCAAAAAAAAAUAAUAAGCACAUUUAAUAAAUUAGAAAUAUUUUCAACUAAAAUAUAUUCAAAUUUAAAAAUUUUAUCUAUUAGUUUUUCAAAAAAUAUUGAUUUGCUUGAUGCUCAUCAAUGGGAAAUAAUUAUUUUAAAGUAUUAUCCUCAAUUAGAAAAAUUCUAUUUGAAUUAUUAUGAAUCUAUAAAUAAUGACAAUCAAUAUCCAAUUUAUUCUGGAAAAAUAAAUGAUUUUUCAUCAUCAUUUUGGAUUGAACGAAAAUGGAUAUUUUAUGUUGAAAUUAACUUUCUCAAUAUUGAAUAUAAAAUUCGUCCAUACAAUAAAAAAUGGUAUGAUGAUAGAAACAAUAAUAUAAUUAAUUAUUCUACCAAUUUGACAUUAAAAUUUAUUGAUGAUUCUAUAUUUGAAGAAAUUGAACGAACUUUAACAAUAACAAAGAUUUAUCAUUUAGAAAUUUUUGAAAAAGAAAUUUCAAUUUCUAUAUUGAUUCGAAUUCUUAAUCAAUUAUCACAAAUAAUUACAUUAAAAGUUCAUUCAAUAUUAACAGACGGAACAACAGAAAUUACUUUUGAAGAACUUUAUAUUGUCUGGUCAAUGAAAGAGAUAAGUAAAAUUACCAAGGUCUAUCUUAAAGAGAUUAAUAAUAUUAAACAACUUAAUGUUAUUUUCGAAUUUUGUCCUAAUAUGGAAUAUUUUAAAGUUGGAUUUAUAAAUUUGUUGGAUAUUCAAUUGUUUUUUCGUACUAUUUUCAAUAAUAUUAAAUAUUAUAAUCAUCAUCCUAAUUCAUUAUGUCUUAAUAUUCCAACAGCAGAUGAUAAAAUACUUGAAGAUAUUAAACAAACAAUUAAAUAUGAAAAUCUACCUCCUCCUUUUAUAAUUAAACGUGUAUUAGAUAAUGUUUAUUUAAAAUGGAAAUGA
Molecule: messenger RNA, 1146 nt
Organism: Rotaria sordida
Lineage: Eukaryota; Metazoa; Rotifera; Eurotatoria; Philodinida; Philodinidae
Source: the annotation of a GenBank genome assembly